Molecule: messenger RNA, 815 nt
Organism: Tripterygium wilfordii
Lineage: Eukaryota; Viridiplantae; Streptophyta; Magnoliopsida; Celastrales; Celastraceae
Product: STS14 protein-like
Exons: 1
Coding region: 178-726 (182 amino acids)
Source: RefSeq, a predicted model, not a curated record
GACCGUGUUGAUAUGAGUCUAAACUCGAGCGGUCAAAACCCGCAUGCACGCAAAUUUCCUCCAAAAAAAGCUAGAGCAUAAUGUAAAUUAGUAAUAUCCUCAGGCACCCACCAAACAAACACCCGUCUAUAAAUAAAACAACUUGGAUCCUGAUCACGGGCACACAUGAAGUAAGAAAUGAAUAUGAAAACGGCCGAUGCCUUGUUGACACUUGUGGUUAUACCACUGUUUCAUGGUCUAGUUCAUGAAGCUGCACCAGUGGCUGGCCUAAAUCCCUAUCCAGCACAAUCAGUGACAGCACCGCGAAGCACGGCGGCGAGAGAGUACCUACUAUCACACAAUCAAGCAAGAGCAGCGGUGGGGGUUGGGCCUCUUAAGUGGAGCGAAAUGCUGGCCAAUGCCACCAGCAGACUCGUCAGGUACCAAAGAAACAAAAAGAACUGUCAAUUUGCAAAGUUGGGCGGUAACAAGUUCGGAGGAAACCAACUAUGGGCGAGCGGAGCACGUGAGCCAAGCGCUGUCGUGAACUAUUGGGCGCAAGACAAGGAGUUCUACGAUUACGUAAGCAAUUCCUGUGCACCAAAUCACGAUUGCGGCGAGUAUACUCAAGUGGUGUGGAGGAAGUCCUUGGAGUUGGGAUGCGCACAAGCUGUUUGUGACAAGUCCAGUUUAAGCAUUUGUUUCUAUAAUCCUCCUGGCAAUUAUAAUGGGGAGAGACCAUACUAGCCUUUUGGUUUAAAGGUUGUUUGCGAGUCUUGAACAGUACUAAAUAAGGAAUAAUGGUGUUCAAAGCUCUGUUCUUUAACAAGCGAACA